Messenger RNA from Drosophila virilis, 1026 nucleotides. RefSeq lists its product as uncharacterized. NCBI's taxonomy places the organism in Eukaryota, Metazoa, Arthropoda, Insecta, Diptera, Drosophilidae. The record is from RefSeq and is a predicted model, not a curated record.
AAGCCAUUGACCAUUAGUGGCAACGCUGUAAUUUAACUGUAGUUAAACAACUAAAGUUGGAGGAUCAGGGAAAUGAUAAAGCUCCCCACAUUUUUAACAUGGAGGACACUGCCUCAGUCUAUGAUUUAAAGCGCCAUUUGCAAGCCUUUGUAGACAUACCGGGAGAUAAACAGGAAAUAAAAACACUCGAUCGCACAUUGAACGACUUUGAUGAGCUCUCUAAGAUCCUUAAUCACGAAAUUGGCGGCGAUAAUAAUAAUGGAGCGGCCAUUUCUCUAUAUACGAACAACCAGUUUUUCUGCUUCUUGAAGUUUUAUAACCAGGACGAAGGUAAUAAACAGAACAACUUCAGCCAACCGUCAAAUGUCGAUCAUGUGACACAAUAUGUUAUGAAUAUAAUUGACUCGGAUAAUUCUUGGCAUUCGAAAACAUCUGUAUCAGAUUCGACAGAUAACAGCAACAGUAAAUUGAUACCAAAGAGCGAUUCUCCCCCAAAAAGAUCCUGCUCUUUAACAGAGAAAACGGAUAAAAGCUGUAAAUCUACAGCUACUCCGAUGAGUCAGGCGAAGCCACACCAAGACAAAAUACCUGUUGUGCCAGAAAUACCCACCAGUUGCACCUUCCGUGACUGCCUCAAAACUGACUGCAGACAGGCAAAUUGAAAACAUUACAGUAGGCGAAGAGGCGCCACAGGCUUCUAUUCCCUUUAAAGAAUCUCUUAAUCAGAGAUCUAUACCAGAGUUAAGUCCAGACCCAACUACGAACCCGUCUGCUCCCUACAUUGCCAUCAAGCCGGAACAACGUAAAUAUGCACUGGUUAUCAGCCAUGCCAUCGAUGAGCCGCAUUUGGACUAUGAUCGUCUGAUGAGACAUUUUUAUACACACCACUUAUUUGUGCUUAGGCCAUGGUGCUGUAGUUCGAGCAGAUGAAAAAUAUUCUUUAGCUAUAUUUUUCAUCUGCUCGAACUGCAGAACCAUGGCCUAAGCACAAAUAAGUGGUGUGUAUGGGAACGCUCAAUGGUCGAA